AUUCAAAUGCACAAAGUUUCUUCAGUUUACAUUUGUGCGUGAGAGUGAGAUAGAGAUGAUUGAAUCGAUCGUUUUUGGCUGCAGCCAUGGAAACUAUCAGUCUUCAAGGUUCAGUUACAUUCUGUGAUAAAGACGAUGCGUAACUGCUAAAGAGUGCUCAGAGAAAAUUCACAAGGCAGUAAUGAAUAGAGGUGGAAGCUUUGGUGGUGGUCAGAGCUCCUUAAACUAUCUCUUUACUUCUGAUGAAGAAAAAAGGGCAGCUCCAGCAUCAAGAACUCUUCCUCUCCCACCAUAUGGAAUCGAUAUGCCCCAAGAGAAGAAGCCAUCAGAAAAAUCUCCUCAUCUCCCAACUAGCGCUGAUCAUGAGAAACAAAAUGUUUCCAACAAUUAUCACAGGGCAGAUGGCCAGAAUUCUGGAAACUUCAUAACUGGUCGUCCAUCUACAAAAGUUCAAUCAGCUCCCGGUGGACAGUCAUCCCUCGGUUACUUGUUCGGAGAAAAGUGAUGGCUUUUGCUGAUCUCUAUUUUAAUCGUUUGCCUUUGAAAGUCAGGUGUGUUUUGUUUCUUUUUGUGCAUCAAUAAAAGUGGGGGUAGGGUUUUCUGUUCCCUACAUGUUGGGAUUGUGUAAGUAUUUGGUCUUUGGUUUCUUGUUGUUAUUGUUUGGAUUUGUCCUAACACGGCAUCUUGCCAGACUAGGGUUUUACUGUGGUUAAAAAAUAAGUACAAUAUGAUUGUGUGUUUGAUAAGGUUCUAAUUACAUGUAAGUUUGGUUAGGAGAAUGAGAUUAUUGUUCAUAGUAUGCUAAACAAAGAAAGCUAAUGGAAUAAGAAUCAAAAUAUUCUAAUGUUUAUUUCUUCA
Impatiens glandulifera is the source of this 858-nucleotide messenger RNA. RefSeq names its product protein SPIRAL1-like 5. NCBI's taxonomy places the organism in Eukaryota, Viridiplantae, Streptophyta, Magnoliopsida, Ericales, Balsaminaceae. The coding region runs from base 182 to 505 and encodes 107 amino acids. The record is from RefSeq and is a predicted model, not a curated record. Gene Ontology annotation, biological process: cortical microtubule organization. Gene Ontology annotation, cellular component: cortical microtubule, transverse to long axis. The transcript is spliced from 3 exons.